Trifolium pratense (red clover) is the source of this 1172-nucleotide messenger RNA. RefSeq lists its product as uncharacterized. The transcript is spliced from 2 exons. Lineage: Eukaryota; Viridiplantae; Streptophyta; Magnoliopsida; Fabales; Fabaceae. The record is from RefSeq and is a predicted model, not a curated record. Bases 216 to 1172 code for a protein of 318 amino acids.
UAAAAAAUAGUGUAGCACAUGAAAUGUGGUUAAAUUAUGAAAAUAAUGUUUUUGCCUAAAUAGUUUAUCUUGUAUGUUUUAUUAUUAUUUUGAUGUUUGAUGUUCUUUGUCAAAGUAGUACUGAGUUUAUUAUGAUGUUUAGCGAAUGAUACUGAGACUUCAUAUUAAGAUAUAUUUUAAUUUUGUUAUGUUAUAAUUGAUCAUUUUUAUAGCUUAUGGCAUCGAAAAAGCAAUUAUCAACCAACAAUGGUAACUCUAGGACUUUGAGUUGGACUAGAGCCAUGGACGAUGCUCUUGUUGAUGCUUUUAUGCAUGAAUUUGAAAAUGGUAACAAAGUUAAUGGUACCUUCACAUCAACAGCGUAUGACCAUAUUACAGCUGAAAUCAGUGCAUUAUUUGGGGAAAAAAUUGACAGGGUGAAGAUAAAAAACCGUUGGAAAACUUUGAAAAAAAACUUCACCGAAUAUUACGACAUUUUUAAAGGUGGUAUGAGUGGAUUUUCUAUGAAUCCAACUACACAAUUAUGGGAUGCUGAGCCAGAAGUUUGGGAUGCUCUAAUUGCGUCAAAACCAAAAGCGGCAUAUUGGAGAAAUGUUCCACUUCCAAAUUAUGAGAAGAUGGUGACACUUUAUGGACCCAACCGAGCUGAUGGCGAUGAAUCUGGGACUUUAAAGGAGACAAGAAAACAAAGUUCAUCGGUCAUUGAUGAAGACUUUGUAGAAACUAUUCAAGACAUUGAUGGCCAUGUUGCUCAAAAUGAGGUGAAUUUGGAGGGUUUUGAUGCUCCUCAUUUUGAUUUUACUGUACCUGAAACACAAUCAUCAGACCCCUCUCCUAUAGCAAGUGGUAGUAAAAAGAAGAAAUUGAAAGUGGCUAAGAAUAAAGAGUCAAACAAUGAAAUGAUUGAAAUGAAAGAGUCAAUGAAUAUGGUUGCUGAGGCACUACGAGAAGGAAAUGAAAUAAUGAGAGAACGUCAAAAAUAUGAUCUGCCUCCAAUUUCUGGUGAAGAAACAUGGAAUUUAAUAGAGGGUUGCGGGUGUGAGGCAGCGUCAUUGCCUAAGAUAUAUUGUGCUGUCAUGAACGAUGUUAACAAACUUAGAAUGAUUCUCCAAUGUCCACUUGAAGCACGCAAAGCUGUGAUAAUGCAAAUGGUCUUUGGUUCAUCUGAUUAA